AUGUCGCGCUCUCUCCCCAAGAAGAAUAACCCCCUGAUCCUCGCCGACAUGGCGCCACCAUAUGAUGAGCUUCUUGCGCGCCGUCGUCUUGGGAAGACUAAUCUGUCCGUCAAGCCUGGCCAGGUCGGCACAUCGAAUGCCACGAAGCCCGAGAACUUAGGAUUGUUUGAGUAUGCCCACCUCCGGGCUCCCCUACCCAAAGACCUGAAGGGCUCCGAAAUUUUCCCUUCACAUAGCUCUCAGCAACAUCCUGAAACCUAUUUCUUGAUGCGGAGAAGCAAGGAUGGCUUUGUGAGCGCAACUGGCAUGUUCAAAAUUGCCUUCCCUUGGGCCAAGGCCGAGGAAGAGCGCCUUGAGAGAGAGUAUCUGAAGUCGCGCGAGUACACCAGCCUGGAAGAAGUCGCCGGUAACGUUUGGAUAUCCCCAGAGUUUGCUUUGGAGCUUUCCGAAGAAUACCAAAUGAAAAAUUGGGUGCGCGCUUUGUUAGACCCUACCGACAUUUUCGAGCUUCCCAUGGAUGACCCAGAGCCUACGCCCUCGCAGCGCCGCAGCCGUCGCUCGGUCUCCCCCAGCAAGAAGUCCACAUCUCCUCGUAAGGCUCGUCAGCCCCGCACAGCCAAGGAAGCACCUAGCACACCAUCCACCACGGCAGCCAACGAGAACCUUCAGAAGGCCCUUGAGGUCACCGCCUCGAAUGUAGACUCGGACAUAGCUAACGGGGUUCUUGAGUCUGUUGAGGAGGUUGAAAUCGUGGAGUCGACCACCACCCCCAAGAAACCCGCCGCUUCGCCUGAAAAGAAGGGACGCAAAUCCAAGAAAGAGAAGGCUGAAGACGAGAAGGAAGAAAAGAAAGAAAAGAAAGAGGACAAGAAGACUGAGAAGAAGAAGAAGGAGGUCAAGGAUAAAGAGGUUGGGAAAGAAGCCGCCGAAGAACCUACAACCACCAUUUCGCUCGAACUCCCUACUAGCCUUCUUCCUGAAGGUCCAUCGGCUGCUGAUACAGAGGAGAUGCUGGCUAAAGCCAAGAAGAUUGUGAAGGAAGCAGUUAGCCAUCCGGCCAAUGUUGACGCCGAAGCCGCGAAGGCCAGCAAUAAGCGCAAACCCGAGGAUGACGACGAGGAGACUGCGGCUGAAGCCGCUUCACGAGUGAAGAAAGCAAAGGUUCUGGAAGAGAAGCUCAAGCGCGAGCGUGUUCGUAACCGUGCCCUGUUGGGUGUUUCGGCAGCUUUUGCUAUUGCGGCUUCAAUUCCGUAUUUCUUUUAG
Molecule: messenger RNA, 1263 nt
Organism: Penicillium chermesinum
Lineage: Eukaryota; Fungi; Ascomycota; Eurotiomycetes; Eurotiales; Aspergillaceae
Product: KilA-N domain-containing protein
Exons: 6
Coding region: 1-1263 (420 amino acids)
Biological process (GO): mitotic telomere tethering at nuclear periphery; meiotic attachment of telomere to nuclear envelope
Cellular component (GO): nuclear membrane complex Bqt3-Bqt4
Molecular function (GO): DNA binding
Source: RefSeq, a predicted model, not a curated record